Ctenocephalides felis (cat flea) is the source of this 879-nucleotide messenger RNA. RefSeq names its product cilia- and flagella-associated protein 298. The transcript is spliced from 7 exons. Gene Ontology annotation, biological process: regulation of cilium movement. NCBI's taxonomy places the organism in Eukaryota, Metazoa, Arthropoda, Insecta, Siphonaptera, Pulicidae. Bases 1 to 879 code for a protein of 292 amino acids. The record is from RefSeq and is a predicted model, not a curated record.
AUGGUGUUACUUCGAGUAAAACGUGGCGAUGAAAAUCAAUUUUUAUAUGAAACACCUAUUAAUACGCCGGUUGAUACGGCUUUAGCUGAAAUAGUGUCAAUAUUUAACGGUCGACUGAAAAUUAGUCGUAUUUGUGCAGAGAUGGAAGAAUUAGCCAAGCAUGGUGUUAUGUUUCCGCCAGAAAUUUUAGGUUUGAAUGAGGAUCAGGUGCGAGACUUCAAACUGGUUGACCCAUGGGCGGACAAAUGCAUUCCUAGUGGUGGAUAUAUCGAAAAUAAAGAUCCCAUGGGGCGCAGAAAUGGUCGUCAGCCUCACAAGCACUUACAAGACAUGAUCAGCAAGACCAUCGAAGACGUUAAAGCAAUGACCAGCCGAAAAUUAGUCGAUCAAAAUGAACAAGUUACAAUCAAAACAAUACAUGAAGCUAUUAAAUUACUGAAAGGUGCUAUAACCAUUGUGUAUCCUAUGAAUUUGCCGCCACAUGAUCCUAUAAGAUUGGAAUUUGAAAAUAUUGAGGACUUGACUGGCACCCAGGCUUCUCUGGAUGUUUUGGAUCCUGCUACUGCUCAAUUAUGGUUUUCUGGCAAAGAAAUGGUUCGCGGUUUCGGAAAACUAAUUUCAGAAUAUGCGGGUCGCAAUGAUAAGUGCAAGUUAGUUGUAAAACUGCAGAAGAAAGGUGAAGGUCCACCAGGCCGUGAACCUGUUAUGACGGAGACUGAACGCAAGAAUUUGAUGGUAUAUGCUUAUCGAAAACAGGAGGAAGCUAAGAAACUUGAGCAAAACGAUGACGACGAGUAUCUCAACGCCUCCUGGGCCGAUAGCAGCUCUCUGAAGAGGCAGUUCCAUGGACUCAAGAAUAUUUCCUGGCGCCCUAAGUAG